AUGAUUUCACUGAUAUUAUUUCUUGGAAUAUCCUGCAUUGCUCCCAUUUCAUCACAACUAUUUCAAUCACGUCCACAUUUUUAUGCUAUCAAGAAGUUUUCAUUGCGUGAUUUGAAAAGAUUAUCAGGUGAAAAUAUUGAUGAUACAGCAAUGAAUUCAAAAGAUGGACAAAUGUUGAUUGAGGAACGAACACAAUUGACACGGCUUAAUAGGCUUCUCAAAAAACCGGUUUUCAAUUUUGCUAAUCUAUUUCGGCGCAAUUGA
Molecule: messenger RNA, 264 nt
Organism: Brugia malayi
Lineage: Eukaryota; Metazoa; Nematoda; Chromadorea; Rhabditida; Onchocercidae
Exons: 2
Coding region: 1-264 (87 amino acids)
Source: RefSeq, a predicted model, not a curated record